This is a messenger RNA of Poecilia latipinna (sailfin molly), 2448 nucleotides long. Its product is annotated as zinc finger protein 184-like. The coding region runs from base 210 to 1547 and encodes 445 amino acids. The record is from RefSeq and is a predicted model, not a curated record. NCBI's taxonomy places the organism in Eukaryota, Metazoa, Chordata, Actinopteri, Cyprinodontiformes, Poeciliidae. The transcript has 5 exons.
ACCAAUCGCAAGGUACCUUAUGGCUCUGUGAACUACAGAGACCAGAGCUACGGCGUCAUUGCGAUAGUCGGCGGGAAAAGUCCAUUUGGUUUGUGGUACCGUGACUUUCCAUACGUUCUCUCCGUUUUAGUAAUAAAAAAAAACCAUCUCCCAGGACUUCGGCAACGUCUCGCUCGCUCUGAAGGAGCUGCUGCAGGUCGUCGUCCAUCAUGUCUGACAGUCUGAUGCGAGGCGUCCGGGUCCAGCUGACCACAACGAUGGACUCCGUUUUGAGGACGGCCGUGUUUGAAGUCAUGAGGAUCUUAGAAAGCGCACUGUAUAACCAUAAGAUGGAGAUGGCGCAGAAGGGAGAAGAGAUUGCUCAACUCAAAAUAAAGCUACAAGCUGCAGAGAUAAAGCUUAAAGACUUUGAGAUGAGCAGUCAGAGAAGAGCAGAGACGACUGAAACCCAAUCAAAGCCAAAAGUUGUUCCAGUUGCCCCAGAACAGCCUAUCACAGUUCCUGAGAUUGAUGUUGAAGUGCCUGAUGACUGGUGUGCUCCACUGGGCUGUGAUACGUCGAACAGACAAGAGGAGGGUUGUCCCAGCGUAAGACUGCGCCAGUUUUCCAUACGCCUGUUUCCUGUUCCUCUUGUUAAGCACGAGGUGUGUAGAUGGAUCUGGGAAGUUCAGGAGAACAACAAUGUCAUCAACGUACAGAAAUCUCCAGUCGGCAGGAGAUCAAAAAGAAUCUCUGCCAUGAAUGAAAAGCCAAACCCGAGCCAAGACGAAAGUAAACCAGGCAGUAAUCGAGCAGCUCGGCACCCGAAAAUAAGUGGCGACCUCAACAAAUUACUCCAUGGUCUCAGCAAGGACUACUGCGACCUCAGCGGUUUGGACCGGCUUCGGAAAAGACGAACGAGUGAGGAAACUUUAACAGACAAUGACAAAAAAGAGAAGAAAGACGAAGAAGAUUCGCUAAAGAACGAAGAGAAAAAUCAGAGGAAAUCCAAAUACAUUUGCAAGACUUGCUACAAGGUGUUGAACACAAAAAAAGGCAUGCGUGCACAUGAGCGUUUCCAGAAGAAGUGCAAAGGCUGCCUGAAGGCCUUCUGCUUCCAAAAUGAUGUGAAAUACCAUAAGAGAGUUUGUGCAGAGUACAAGAAGUCGAUGAAAGAAAAAUACAGACUACAAGGGAACAAGACUCCCGUAAAAAAAAAAGCACUCGACUCCAGCAAAGCAGAGGGGAUCGGGAUAAAGGAAAUCACGCAGUCUUCUGCAGACAAAAAAAACCCCUCCACCCGAAAGUUCUCAUGCAAAAAGUGCAGCUACAAGACUAACUCCAGAAAAAAAUUUAGACGACACAAAAUGUGUCACAGCGAGAAGAUGCAAACUUCGCCCGUAUGUCAAGAGAUCCUUGAUGAGAAAAAGGAAUUCGACGUACACGAGAAGAAGCACAAAAGUCUCAUGCAGGUCAGCAACCAAAAUGGAGACCUGGGAUGGACUGAGCCCUUAGAAGAUGUUGACGAAGAUGGAGGAUUAAAACGCGGUGAGAAAAUGCAAGAAUGAAGGCCACUGAGGGUGAUGAGUGAUGUACGUUUUGUUUUUUUACCAGCCUGAGUGCGUAAGAAGAAGGGCAGGAAGACUGCAACAGGAAUAGCGGCUGUCCUCGCUGAAAGCCGUAAUUUACACCCACUGUGCUUUUAGUUUUACUUCAGAAUUGGAAACGAACAGCUCCAAAUAUUGUAUUUCUUAAAACCAUUUCAGUCAAAACAAGAAGCCAAAGUAGCUUUGUUUUUUGUUUUUGUUUUUUUUCCCUCAAAUCACAGGUAAGAGUAUAAGACGAGACGGGUUUCGUCCACCAAAAGCAAGUAGUCACCUCAACGUCUUGUUUUCUCUGACUAAAAUUAGACUGACGAAGGCAGAUGUAUCCUCAGAAAGUGAAAACUCUUAAGAGAGGGAAACUAUAAACUUGCUAGGUGAUCGUCGAGUAAGUCAAAAGUGCUUCAUCACUUUGUGAGAAAUAUGAUCCAAGCCAAAAAUGUGCUUUUUUUUUUCUCUGUUUGCUUGUUGUUGUUUUAAUAAAUACGAAGGUCCAGUCUCUCCCAAGUAUUUGUUUGCAUUUGAUACAUCUUGGGUACUUCACAACUUUAUUAUAUGAUGUUCUUGAAAGCUGGAUCAUUACAGCUCUCUGGUGUCAAUUACAUUGGUUCAACAGAUUUAAUUUUUAAAAAUGGGUUUACUCUUCAGGAUUGAUUUGAGCUUAGCAAUCUUGUUUAGUUUUUGUUCAUUUUUAACAUUUAAGAAUAAUAUUUAAUUAUUUUACUUAAAUGUUGACAGUAUUGAAUUUGACAGUAAAAAAUACCUUUAUUUAAUGGAGUUUUAAAAUGCUUCCUGAUGUCCCUUUAUUUGAUUUUAAUUUCAUGCUGUUGUUCUGAAAUAAAGCAAACUUUGUAGUUUUUCACUGCUA